CAACGGGCCCUGGCACCGCGUCCCUCUCAGUCCCCGGCGAGCCAACCUCGUCGCCGGUCCGGUCAUCUCAGUUCGCAGUGGCGAGCGAUCCGUCCCUCCCACUCCUUUAGCGCGUAGUCAACGAGGACUCGUGCCGCCGCCGAGGGAUAGGCAGCCCCGCGGGAGGACGCGUGGCACCAGGCUCGCUGCCCAUGCGCGCCCCACCCGCCGCCGCUGGCUUCAACUCGCCGUGGACGCUCGCCGUCCGCGCCGCGGCGGACCAGGGCCGGCCCCGCCACGCCGUGGCGCUCUACCUCUCGUCGCUGCGCGCGUCGCACCGCCCCUGCCCCUUCGCCCUCGCCGCCGUCCUCAAGUCCGUGCCCCGCCUCCCGGCCCACGCCGCGCUCCCCGCGGCCGCCUCCCUCCACGCGCACCUCCUCCGCCUCGGCCUCCUCUCCCACCCCUACCCGCACGCCGCGCUCGCCCACCUCUACUCCCGCCUCCUUCCCCCGCACCACCACGCUGCGCGGGACCUGCUCGAUGGCACGCCCGCGCUGCGCCGCCACUCCCUUCUCGUCUCGUCCAACUCGCUCCUCGCCUCCCGCCUCCGUGCGGGGGACAUCCCCGCCGCGCGCGCCCUGUUCGAUACGAUGCCCGCGCGGGACGUCGUGUCGUGGAACUCCAUGGUUGCCGGCCUCGCCAAGGCCGGCCACCUCGACGAGGCCAUCGAGCUGUUCGAUCAAAUGACCGAGAGGAACGCCGCGUCCUGGAACUCCCUGGUAUGCGGGUUCAUUGCACAGGGCCAGCUAGCCCGAGCGAGGGAACUGUUCGAGCGGAUGCCAAUCAGGAACAAUGUCUCCUGGAUCACGAUGAUCUCAGGGUAUGCCAAGGCCGGGGACGUCCAAGCUGCUGCUGACCUGUUCGAGAGGAUGGAAAGCAAGGACCUUUAUGCCUGGAACGCGAUGAUCGCAUGCUAUGCGCAGAAUGGCUGCGCCCGGGAGGCGCUUGGUAUUUUUAACCAGAUGCUGAAGCCACAUGUUUGGGUGCUGCCCAAUGAGAAGACUUUCUCAUCUGUGAUAUCUGCUUGCUCGCAGCUGGGGGACUUGAGGUUCGGCCUCUGGGUCGAGAGUUUCAUGGGGUCUGUGGGUGUUGAGCUGGAUGAUCACCUGCGCACUGCUCUUGUUGAUUUGUACACCAAGAGCGGGCGGAUGGAUAGGGCUUUCGACUUGUUCAGAGGCUUGCGGACAAGAGACCUGGUAUCUUACAGCGCAAUGAUAGUGGGCUGUGGCAUGCAUGGCAAGUUAAGUGAAGCUGUUGGCUUGUUCAAGGAAAUGUCUGAUGCAAAUAUCAAUCCUAAUGCGGUGACCUUUGUUGGGUUGUUGUCUGCAUACAGUCAUGCGGGACUGAUGGAAGAAGCCCGUGCUUGCUUCGCUUCCAUGUCAACCAAAUAUAGGAUUGAUCCCUCAGUGGAGCACUACACCAUUAUGGUAGAUCUUCUUGGGCGUAGUGGAAAGCUGGACGAAGCGUUCCAGCUGAUCAUGCAGAUGCCAAUGCGGCCACAUGCUAGUGUUUGGGGUGCCUUGCUUCUUGCUUGCAGGUUGCACAACAACGUUGAGCUUGGGGAGGUUGUUGCUUCAAAGUGCUUUGAACUGGAGCCUAAAGAGACUGGAUAUUACAUUCUUCUGGGUAACAUUUAUGCACAAGCAAAAAAGUGGGAAAAGGUUAAGAGAUUAAGGAAGAUAAUGGCGGAAAGAGGUUUGAGUAAGGUGCCUGGGAGUAGCUGGCUGCAUGUUGCGUAAAUCAAUUCUAUAGGUCUCACUCAUUUCACUUUCGAUCAUAGCUGAUAAAUCAACAUACAACUCAGAUUUUUUGGCAACAGAAUUUGAGAAGAUGGGGAGUCAAUGACAUGAGUUAUUUAGUUUCUCAUCUUCACAUAAUUUCCAUUCUUCAUGCUUCGCAACCUCUCUAUGUGGUUUCAGAGAAAAUUGGAUUCAGCUGUUCUUUUUGCUAUCUCACUGCAGCAUUAGAGCAUGUGUAAUGGCAUACAGCAUCUUCAAUCCUUGCCACCUUUGGAUUUCAUUAUGUGGAGAAGAGAGGAAGAUAAUGGAGAUUUGGGCUCAACAAUAUAGGAAAAAGAACAUGAGUUUGUCUUGGUCCAUGUUUUGAUGAGAGGAGUGCUGAAGGGGCUCAAGUUGAGAAGCUAUGACUACCUCUUACGUUGUCUCUAGAUGAUAUGGAUGCUCCAUUGGAGAUGCCUUAUGUCACCUGGCCACCUUGGAACAUUCAGGCAUUCCUCAGGAAAUCCAUAAUGGCUCUGUUGCCAUCAACGUUUUCUCAAGUAUAUGUGUAUAUUAGUUACACAUGGCCUUACGCCUUCUGAUUGAUGUUAACUGUUGUGCAUUAAUGGAGUAAUGUCUUAUGCCUUCGAUAAUUGAUGCAAAUUGCUGUCCACAAGGCUGCCCAUGGGAAAAUGGUGGAUACUGUGGAGAAAAGCUUGUUGACAUGCAGAAAGGCGGCUAUUGUCAAAAUCAAGUAUUAGGGAUCACAGUUGAAGAAAGUAUUUGCUGCAAAGCUUUUAGCCAUGACAUUUGCCUCUCCAUUCAGCUGCACUGAAAAGUGUACAUACCACUAUCAGCAGUAGUACCUGACUGGUUGAAAGCAGGUGCAGGGGCCAUUACAAAAAGGAUCACUGGAGCGACACUUUCUCAACUAGUGAAUAUGCUUGUAUCAUCAGUACCCUUAGAAGAUGCGCUUGUGGCUCCUCAUUCGCCUCUUGAUUUAUAUUCUGGACUCUGCAGUGAAGCUACUGGAUCAAUUUUGUAAAUCUUUCGACCUUGCUAGAUGUAUUUCAUUCUGUCCUUUGGGACAGCUGUUUGUAGCGUACAGUGCGGUGACAGUUUAUGUUGACCUUACGGAUGAUAGAAUCAAUCAAACAUUCGGCAAAUCAUUCUGCCUGGCUGAACGCUUUGAUCUGUUGCCCUGACGUUUGUCAUGUUGAAUGAUAUGGUGACUGAAUGACGGGUGAUGCUUUUA
Messenger RNA from Setaria italica (foxtail millet), 3012 nucleotides. RefSeq names its product pentatricopeptide repeat-containing protein At4g22760. Gene Ontology annotation, molecular function: protein binding; RNA binding. The transcript has 5 exons. Lineage: Eukaryota; Viridiplantae; Streptophyta; Magnoliopsida; Poales; Poaceae. Gene Ontology annotation, biological process: RNA modification. Bases 192 to 1778 code for a protein of 528 amino acids. The record is from RefSeq and is a predicted model, not a curated record.